AUGACUUGGCACAAUGACCAUGCAACUGAGGAUGGGGUGAUGCGCCACUGUUCAGAUGCUCCUGCUUGGAAGCAUUUCAACCAAACUCAUCCAACCUUCGCACUGGAGGCCCGAAAUGUCAGACUUGGCCUUUGCACUGAUGGAUUUCAACCAUUCGGUCAAUCUGGGCAACAGUAUUCUUCAUGGCCAGUAAUACUAACUCCAUACAAUUUGCCACCAGGUAUGUGUAUGAAAGAUGAGUACAUGUUCCUGACAAUAAUAAUACCUGGUCCCAAGAAUCCGAAAGAGAAGCUUGAUGUGUACAUGCAGCCAUUAGUGCAAGAAUUGAAAGAACUUUGGGCAAUUGGUGUGAAUACUUACGAUGCUUUCCAGCAGAACAAUUUUACUAUGCGUGCUGCAUUAAUUUGGACUAUAAGUGACUUCCCUGCUUAUUCAAUGCUCUCAGGGUGGAGCAUAGCAGGACGCACUGCAUGUCCCUACUGUAUGGAAAACACAGAUGCAUUUACAUUACGAAGAGGGGGUAAACAAACAUGGUUUGAUAGUCAUCGGAAGUUCUUGCCUGACGACCACCCUUUCCGUCGAAACAAGACAUCUUUUAUUAAAAACAAAUGUGUAUCGAAGUCACCGCCGCCAAUUAGAACUGGGGAAUACUUGCUAAAAGAAAUUGAGAAAAUUGGGUUGAGGCGGGUUAUAGACAUUGACAGUCAUGAAAUAAAUUGUCGGCUUUCAAAGAGAACUGGUUGGUGUAAGCGGAGCAUAUUAUGGGAUUUGCCAUAUUGGUCUUCAAAUAUGAUUCGCCACAAUCUUGAUGUAAUGCACAUUGAAAAGAAUGUAUUUGAAAAUAUUUUUAAUACAGUUAUGAAUGUGGAGGGGAAGACAAAAGACAAUAUAAAAUCAAGGGAAGAUUUAAAUGAAAUAUGCAGGAGACCAGAAUUGAAGAAAGAUCCAAUUAGCGGGAAAUAUCCAAAAGCAUGUUAUUGUUUGGAUAACCAAUCGAAGAUGAUACUAUGUGAUUGGCUUAAAACACUCAAAUUCCCUGACGGAUUUGUUUCCAAUCUAGGGAGAUGUGUUGAUAGUCGAAAGCUUAGACUUUUUGGUAUGAAAAGCCACGACUGUCAUGUUUUCAUGCAACGAAUUCUUCCUAUAGCUCUCAGAGAGUUCUUACCAAAUAAUGUUUGGCAACCAAUAACAGAGCUUAGCAAUUUCUUUAGAGAACUCACCUCAACUACACUUACUAAUGGGGACAUGCAAUGGUUAAAUGAACAAAUUCCUGUGAUCCUUUGUAAGCUUGAACGAGUUUUUCCUCCAAGUCUGUUUGAUUCAAUGGAAUAUUUACCAGUACACCUUGCAUAUGAGGCAUUAAUUGCAGGACCAGUACAAUAUCGGUACUUGAGAAAGUUAAAGAACAAUGUUAAAAAUAAAGUAAGGGUUGAAGGUUCAAUAUGCAAUGCUUACUUGGUAGAAGAAGCAAGUGCAUUUUCUGCUCAUUACUUUGAAGCACAUGUAAUGACCAGACAUCGAAAGGUUCCACGCAACUUGCAUGAAUUUGUCUCUGAUGAUGACAUACCAGAGGUGAAAACAUAUAUUGGCAUUUAUGUGGAGCGAGUAAAGUCGACACAACCAAAUAUCACAGAUGCAGCUGUUGAUGAAAAACUAGAGAGAGACUUUGUCAAAUGGUUUUACAAGUAUGCCCAUGAAUUGCCAAACAAUGUACAAAAUCAGCUUAUACAAGAUGUGGCAAAGGGACCACUCAGAAGUGUCACCACUUUUAAUGGGUAUUGUGUUAAUGGAUGUAAAUUCAACACAAUCAAUGGAAGUUCAAGUAGUAACUCAAUGAAUUUUGGUGUAUGUAUAAAAGGGAGUAAUUACAGUUCUGAAGAAAGUGACUACUAUGGACAGUUGGUCGAGGUGUUGCGAUUGGAGUAUCCAGGGCUACCAAUUAAGCGGACUGUACUUUUCAAAUGUGACUGGUUUGAUCCAAUACCAAGUACGGGCACCAAGGUGCAUAGACAGUAUAGAAUUAUUGAUAUUAACAAUAAGCGUAGAUACAGUAAGUACGAGCCAUUUGUAUUGGCCUCUCAGGCAACACAAGUCGUUUAUGCUUCAUACCCGAGCAAGCGCCGUGACAAAAAUGAUUGGUGGGCUGUGAUGAAAGUUAAAGGUAGACCCGUUGUUGAAGUAUCUCAAAUGUCUUCAAAGACAUAUGAACAUUUUCAAGAAGAUAUUAUGCUGAACGGAGGAAUGACUGAGAUUCAUGAUGACGUUUCGACAGAGGAAGACAAAUUCCUUAGUGACCCUGAUUCUGAUGCAGAUGCAGACGGUGAUAAUGAGUACAAUUCAUAUGAAUCUGACUAA
Messenger RNA from Manihot esculenta (cassava), 2355 nucleotides. RefSeq lists its product as uncharacterized. The coding region runs from base 1 to 2355 and encodes 784 amino acids. NCBI's taxonomy places the organism in Eukaryota, Viridiplantae, Streptophyta, Magnoliopsida, Malpighiales, Euphorbiaceae. The record is from RefSeq and is a predicted model, not a curated record. The transcript has 5 exons.